AUGGAACUCUACAAUGAAUACGCACCUAACUCUCUGAGGCUGCUCGACCGACCCGCAUCGAGCAGGAAUGGAUCAGUUUCCCAUAUGCAGAUUCUGCGCCUGCGUCAAAUGGGAACCCAAGGAGACGUCCUAGCAGAUGGACGUACAGAUGCUGUACAUGUUCUCCAGCGGGGUGCUGCUGACUCAGCAUCGCGGCAAGGGUGGGAGAUGACGCCAGGGGCCCAACUACCAGAGCUCCCUGGACACGUAUUGGAAGGUCUUCCGUCUGGUCUACGAGAGGGAGCUGCUGGAGAAGAUCGACGGGGAGACGUCAGCGAGGGUGGUCGAUAA
This is a messenger RNA of Paracoccidioides lutzii Pb01, 330 nucleotides long. RefSeq lists its product as hypothetical. The coding region runs from base 1 to 330 and encodes 109 amino acids. The record is from RefSeq and is a predicted model, not a curated record. The transcript is spliced from 2 exons.